AUGCCAAAAAACGCUCUACUUCGAUCGGCGCGCCAGGUGGCCAUCUCGCGCGUCUUUGCCACGUCACGUGCCUCCCACGUGGUGUCGCACGCUCCGAUUCUGGCCUCGGUUCGACCCAGAUCAAACCCGGCGCCCUACAGGCGAAACUUUUCGUCCUCCAGAGCUCUCAGAAACGACUACGGAUUGGAUACGGCCGAGCGAAGUCUCAAGGAGAGUCUCGUGCCAUUCAAUGGUGCGCCCGUGGACCGAAAAGUGGUGCGGGAUCAAUUGAUGGAACUCAUCUCUGUGUCCCCCGGACAGGUGUUUCCCAUCUCCGUGAUCCCCGUGGUAAAAAGCGCCUACUACGAGCUGUUCCGGGAAAACGAACGGGUCCUGUCUGCGGGCGACACAAAGACGCUGUUUGGCGCCGUGGCCGGCAACAACCCAGAAGACGUGCAGGACCUACCAUUUGUUCUGGCGGUGUACCACCAGGCCGAGCAGGCUGCCGAGACGAAUCGGGACUCACGUGACAACAUUUUGCUGCUGGGCAAGUAUUUUCUGUUCCAGGACAGGCUCGACAACUUUUGGAAGCUGCUCGAGGCCCAGAUCAAAACCCAUGACGACGUGGACGCGGGUUUUGUGAAGCAGCUGCUGGAGUUGAUCUCCGUCGACCCUCAUCUGACUCUCGGCAAUGUCGCCCGAGUGCUCCAGCUCAAGACCGACAACCAUGUCUCCUCGUCGGACGAGCUGCGAAAUGCUCUCUCAGCCACCCUUGAACAGCUCUACUACAAGGAGAACGAAGGGUCCGAGUUUUUUCUCUCGCUGGUGGAGAACCACAUUCUAGAUUCCAAGGACUUUACUCCCUCUGACAGCGUUGUUGCCAUGAUUCUGAACACGUGUGUGAACGAAGGACGUGAGGAUCUGGGCCAGAGUGUGCUCCGAAACGUCGUAUCAAGGGUCGGUAAUCUUUCCCCCGGCCAGGAAGACCCUCAGAACUGCUGGGGUUUCUGGUCUUCGGUUGCCAUGGACCUGCACGGCUCCAAAACUGACGUCAAGGCUUUCAUUUCUCGUCUGGAAGCCCUUCCCCAUCGAACCAAGGCCACGUGGGACAUUUUGAUUCGAUACGCCGUCUUCAAGGCCGAUCUGGCGGGCCGAAACGAUCUUCUGCAGGUCAGAGCUCUGCUGGCGGAAAUGCAAAAGGUGGGGUUCGAACCAGAUGCCGAGACCUACUUUGACGCGUACCGAUCGUCCAAAUCCAUCAAACCCGACGUGGUCCACCUGUUUGAAGCCGAACUGGACAUUGAAAAAGAUACGUCCAUCUUUGCCAUCGAAAUGGACAAGGCGCUCAAGAACCACGACACUCUAGAAGCACUGUCCAUCUUCUACGAGUCGUUCGAACAGGGCGCUCAAUGGGAAAACAAACGGCUUCACAUGGAGGCCAUGACGGAGUUGCUGAUUCAGUAUGCGGGCUUGAACGACACUUCUGUGGCCGAUAUUCUGCAGCUGGUGCAGCGAAUCGAGCCCAUUUGUGCCCAGGGUCGAAUCCCCUACUCUGCCGAAACCGCCAUUGCCCAGAAUGUGCUUCAGCGGCACAGUGACACCGCCAAUUUCUACACGUUCAUGAACCGACAGUACGGCAACACCGCAGACAAGGUAACCAAGCAGGACCCCCAGAUCCGCCCUCACACCUACCAGGUCAUCCACGAUUACAUUUACAGCUGUGAGUCUGAGCGAGCAGAUCUGGCGUGGGAGAUGUACGGGCUGCUGCACAAGUUCUAUGUGGUUCCCUUUGCCGACUACUACAAGGCGAUCAAGUUUUUUGCCCAGGACGUGAAACGGCAGGAUUACGCACUUCUGACGUUCCAGCAAAUUCGAAAGAACCAUGAUCUGCACGGCCAGCCGGCAGCCACAUCGGAAAUGGUGGCUUUCCUGUUCCACGAGUUUGCCAAGACCAAGUACAAGCGGGGAAUCAAACGUUUGCACGAGGUGGUUGCUCUGGAAACGUCGUUUGAUGUCAACCGAGAUGUGUUGAACGAAAUGAUGGCGGCAUAUGUGUCUGUGGAGGAUCUGAAUCGAGUUCAGGACUGUUGGGCUCAGUUGCAGCAGCUUCCUCCUUCCAUUGGCGCUAACAACCGUUCGGUGGAUGUUCUUCUGAGCUACUUCAAAGACAACAUUCACUACACUGAGCGAACUUGGCAGGGUAUUCCUGAGUUUGGUCUGCUUCCCACCUUGGAGAACUACGAGCAGUAUUUGAUCAACAACUGUCGAACCGGCAACUACCGCCGAGCUCUCGAGAUCACCAAGAACAUGGAGAUUGACAGUGGUCUGAAGCCUACCGCGAAAAUCAUUGCCGCAGUGUACAACUACACGUUUACCGAGCAGCGCAAGCUGGAGGUGGAGCAGUGGGCGGAGAAGGCUCAUCCGGAAAUGUGGUUGGAGCUGAAGGAGGGCGACAAGCUGAAGAGCUUGUGUUUGCCGGCCAACAGCGACAACGAUAAUGUCGAGAGUUUGCUCAAGCAGGCGUCGGCUGAUAUGGACGAGGAGAUGAGUGGGGGCAUUGUCAAGGUGGAGAGCGUUUAG
Messenger RNA from Yarrowia lipolytica CLIB122, 2559 nucleotides. RefSeq lists its product as uncharacterized. The record is from RefSeq and is a predicted model, not a curated record. NCBI's taxonomy places the organism in Eukaryota, Fungi, Ascomycota, Dipodascomycetes, Dipodascales.